Molecule: messenger RNA, 1584 nt
Organism: Colletotrichum truncatum
Lineage: Eukaryota; Fungi; Ascomycota; Sordariomycetes; Glomerellales; Glomerellaceae
Molecular function (GO): protein binding
Source: RefSeq, a predicted model, not a curated record
AUGGGAUACUCCGAGAUCGAAUGCUACUUGUGCGGUGUAUCGUUUAAGAUUGGACGCCUGCGAACAAUGGAAGAAGUCCAAACACCACUUGACCUACCACCCAGUAUGCUGGUCAACAUGGACAUCUAUAUCAAAAAUGCUAGUUGGAGUAUUAUUCAACGCUGCGAAGAUGUGGAAGGUUGCAGGUCCCGGAAGUACACACUGCCAGGCGGGACCGGGGAGAUGGACGAACACAUAGCCGGCCCUGCUUGCGGGCAUACAGGGGGAUACCACGGCCGCUUCAUUUCUGUGCAAGAAAUGCAUGGUUGCUGCACCGCCCAAGCCCUCGUUCCCAAGCCCGAUGACUGGGAGCCCGAAGAGGACGACGACGACGACAUUGAACAGGACGGGUUUUUCCUCACCGGUCUUUGUGACGACAUUCCCUCACCGGACUUGGAUGAUAUGGAUACGUUCCCCGAGCGCCAUGAUUGCCAUGAACCACAGGUCUGCAACUUCUACCAUGACGAUCAGAUGGAACGAGCAGCCAUGGCCUUCCAUCCCGCGUGUCUCGAGGUGUUCAAGCGGGCUUCGUUGCGCAGAUUUGGCAGUAUCGACGUGCAGGGGCUAAUGGAAUGGUUCCGCCUGGAUGCAGCUUGGAGCACGCAUAACCCCGUGUCACACUCAGCUGCCGUUAACAGAGGGCGAGACCAAUGGUUCCGUCACGUUGUAGGUGAUGAGUUCCUUGCUGCCAACCCUUGUUUUGUGCCUCGGCUGCAGCAUAUUCUACGGGCUCACACAGGGCAAGCCGAGGACACAGACAUCGGCCAAGACGCCAGCCAAGACGACGCAUCACCACCACCUUCUAGUCCAAACCAAGACCCGUUCACCACCUUGCCGUACGAGCUGCUCACACAGAUCCUGUUCGAAUUGGAACCAUCAGAGGCGGUCAAUCUACUCGAGGCAUCUAGCGUGCUUCGCGCCUUCCCGCAAACCUUCUUCCGCGAGCUUCUUUUGCGUCAGAAGCCGUGGAUUUGGGAGGCUUGGUGCGACCUACCAUACUCUUACUGGACGACGACUACAGAAACCGCUCUUCGGAGGCAAGAUGAAAAGUGGCAGAAAGCGGCACAGGACUUUGAAAAGACUUUCAAAGACGGCUUUGCCGAGUUGUACAAUCUACCAGACGAGUACCUCGAGUCAACUCGUACUCUAGAACACCAACUCAAGGAGAAGUAUGGAGAGCUUUGUAGAAAAUUAUUUGAGCGAGAAAAAUAUGUAGAGGUUCCCGUUCUGUCACCCACGCAGACGGACUGGUACGGCAUUUACGUCGAAACAGAGAAGCAGCACCAAAAGAUGCUGGGAAUAAGAAAUCGCGAAAGAAUUUGGAAGGAUUGUGAAGAGAUUCUGGAUCGGAUUGAAAAGUAUCGCAAAGAUGGAAAGAUUCGCAGCUUUGAUGAAAUAAUGGAAGAAAGGAUGGCCAGACUGGCCAGACUGGAAACAAGUGACGAUAGUGACGACGACGACGACGACAAUGGUGAUGAGAGCGGCGAGAAUGGAGAGAGUGACGAAAACGACGAUAGUAACGGCAGCGGUUCGGGAGAAGAGUAA